AAUGAGACUCGGGUCGCGGAACGCGGCAGCGGAUGUGCUUCGGGCCGCCAGAUCUCACCUUCCUGUUUGAUCUCCCGGCGAUGGUAACUUUGAUUCUCCUUCAGAUCCAUUUAUCGAAACCAUCCCAUUUGAUCUUUUACUAUGAUCGAUCCUGAGCCUUUUUUUUUUUCCCUUCGUUCUGAUUGCAUUGACCCAACUUAGGGUUUCCUUGGCCUGAUCUUUUCUUUGCGGGGUUCUGAGAAUGUGAAUUCUUGUAGGUUUCUUGACCUCUUCUGUUGUUGGUAAAGUUAGGAAUUUGCUGUGGAAUCCUUCUUGGUUGAAACGGUUUGUAGGGGUUCAAUUCGAAAUUGGAGUUGACAUUGGUGUGAUCCAUGGAAUGUCCGGACCACUAUUCUGUGGAUUGGCGUGUAUGACCCUCGCAGUUAAGCUUCGUAAGGGAUCAUUUUUCAGCUUUCUUGAUGUCUUACGUAUUAAGUCAGACAUGGUAACGGUGCAUCUUUAAGAGAGGAUAUCAAUGUCAUGUUUGGCUUAGUGUUUUUGCAGGUUAUAUUAAGAAAUCUUCAAGUUUGAGUGAUAUUUUCUUGAGUUAUAGGUUACAUUUGGCUGGAUGAAUGUUCUUUCCAUCCUUCAGAGUUGUGCAAGCAAGGAAUCGAGACACCUCAAUAAGCUAAGAAGAAGGCUAAAACACAAAAUCUCAUAGAGGCAUUUUGUUGGGUUCAUUCCUGGUGUCACUACUAUUUGCCACCUCUAAUUAGGCCAAGUCGGGAAAAUGGCCAUUAUAUUGAGAAAUGUAUAUAGUGUUAUCUGUGAGAAACAAGAGACUAUGGUGGGAACCUCCCAUCUAACUAAAAGCCUUAUCGUUGGAGAGGAAAAAGAACAGAAUUGGUCACCUGCUCCACGAAGAAUGGGACACUCAUAAAAAAGACCAACACCAAGGGCUUGUCACCUGCUCCACCAAGAAAAGGGACUCAUGUUUUAGAUGAUGAACCCGAGAAAGAACCUCCUCGAAAGUGUCAUUCAUAGCAUCGGGAUUCAAGAUUCUUCUUCUAUGCUUCGAGGGAUGCCCUCUGCUUGCAAAAUUGAAUGUUCCACCUAAUGCCAGAUCAAGAGAUGUAAGCUUCCGUGUUGGUUCAUUCUAUUAGCUGAAGAAGGAGAAUAAAUCUGAUUCAGUCACGUCUCUCGUAUCCAAAUAAAUACGGGGUGGAGAUCAAUGAACAGAAGUGGGAGAUGAUAUGCUUGUAUUGUGUCCAUCCGUUUAAUUUUCUUGCGUGAGAUGAGAUGUUCAUUAGAAUUUGUAGUUCCAUACCAUAAGUCUGAUGGCGAGUGCGGUUUAAAUAAUAGUUUUCUGGUCGAUGUCUACCGAUCAAGAACCCAAAAUGCUGCUCUUUCACGAAUCCCAGGCGACACCUCAAGUUUUUACCCAGGUAGAUUUGGUGACUCUAUGCCAGCGGUGAGCCGGGCCCCACUUCAAGGGAUGAGUAUAGAGCGGGCAUUUCUUUAUGAGGUUGGAAUGUCUCCGUCCUCACAUCAACUUGACCUUUUCGACCCGCCGUUCCUAUCCUGCCGUGUGUUCGCUCCUGUGAAAGUCUUCGCUCCUCUUCUACCUUCCCAAACUCUCUCCCCCUUGAGGUUGCUGAUCUCAGGAGCAGGAUUAAAUCCUUCCAAUUCUCUCAUCGGCUUCGCUUCCUCUCACCGUCGGGUUGUCCGUUGGAUCUGGUGGUUGCUUAAUUCUUCGAUGAACUGGAAUUAGCGACUGCAGAUGAUCGAACUUCAAACUGUCGUGUAAUUUUGCGUCAUGAAUGGAAUUCCGUCGUAUUUGACUGUGGUUCUUCACCGAGAAUUCACAGCGUGUCUACGGAUUACAUAGGGCAAUGCCAUCGGACAGGGAUGAGUCUGCGGUGGAAAUGGUCCCUGCAGUCCGAUUGCAUCAAGAUCCGGAUGCUCCUGAACACGUCGAUGAUGCUCUCAGCUUGAUUCGAUCGUUUCAGGUGUUAGGCCCAACGAGGCAUAGGAGGCAUGUUCUUGGUCUUCUGCGAGCUCCCUCCUUGGGGGGAUGGAUCGAGAAGCUCCAACUCUUUUCCCCUUCGAGGAUCUUCCGGCACACGGUGGAUGUAAGGGAGGAAGUCUCGCUUUCCGUUUCUUCUCCGGUCGAUUCACAGCGGCGCUUCGGCAUCAGCUUCCUCGGCAGCAUCAACUGGUCCUCCGUCUCAGCCAGCUUCAAGGAAUGGAUAGAACACCCGAGGAAUGCUGCUCUUCUCAUCUGGUUGAUCUGUGUGUCCGUCUCCACCGCCAUGCAGGGGUUGCUCCUCCUUGGACUACUGGAUGAAGCAUUCCCCACGAAGGCCUCGAGAAACCACUGGAUCGAGAUCAACAACCAAGUCCUGAAUGCUCUCUUCACCCUCAUGAGCUUGUAUCAGCAUCCGAGCCUGUUCCAUCACCUGGUCCUCCUCUGCAGAUGGAGACCGGAAGACAUCACGGCCCUUAGGAAGAUCUACUGCAAGGACGGCGCCUACCGGCCUCACGAGUGGGUUCAUAUGCUGGUCGUCCUCCUCCUCCUCCAAAUCACUUGCUUCGCCCAGUACAUCUCCUGCGGCCUCUACUGGGGAUACGCCAGCGAAGCCAGACCGGAGUUCGCGGAGAUCUUCUUCUUCGGCCUUGGAUUUGCAGCACCGGUGUUGGCUGGUGCUUACGCUGUGUACAGCCCACUGGGAAGGGAAUGUGACGCCGAGCUGGAUGAAGAAUCGCAGGGUGGUCCGAACCAUGAGCAAUCCAGUGUGAAGCCUAGCAUCAGGUUACACAAGCUGAGGGCUCUGGUGAGCGACCCCAAGUGGGCAGGGGGGUUAUUCGAUUGCAGUGAUGAUAUCACCGUGAGCUUCCUUUCCUGCUUCUGCACCUUCUGUGUCUUCGGAUGGAACAUGGAAAGGCUGGGCUUCGGAAACAUGUACGUCCAUAUCACCACCUUCCUUCUUCUGUGCUUUGCUCCUUUCUGGAUCUUCAACAUCUCGGCCCUCAACAUCCACGACAACGUCAUAGGAGACAUGGUGGGGAUCGCAGGCAUCGUGCUCUGUGUGUUUGGUCUGCUCUAUGGUGGUUUCUGGAGGAUCCAAAUGAGGAAAAGAUUCAGACUUCCCGGCAAUGAGCUUUGUUGCGGAUCGAAAUCGCUCACCGACUACCUCCAAUGGCUGUUCUGCUGGUCGUGCUCUCUGGCUCAGGAGGUGCGCACCGGGAACUCAUACGAAGUAGAGGACGACAGCCUUUACAGAAAGCAUUCGGAGGACGAGGAGGAGGACAUCCAUCCCUUUCUGCAUCCUCUGCCUCGCGAGAGUGGUCUGAAUUCACUCGGCAAGUUGCAGUAUGAUUCCUCGCGUCUGAUCUCUUAUCCAGCUAAAUCGCCGGCGUCUACGGCUGCAGCGGCUGAGUCUAAGAGUCAGGAAGAUGAGCCUCACGACAUCAAGGAAGCGUAUUUGGUGUUAGAUUUCGGUGGCAAUAUGAAACCUCCCUUACAACAACUGAUACUCUCAAAAGAUCCAAUGAAUGUUUAGUUGCAGAUGCCCGCAUCGAUCGGCCAAAUGCAGAUCACAUGUUCAAGUUCGACACGAAUUGUUUGAGGAGGUCGCAAUCCAGGAAGAACCACAUAGCCUGCUGCCUUGUAUUCUUCAUCUCCAUCAAUUUUCUGAGUGAUUUUUUCUUCCAAAGAUCAAGGAAAAUUACUUGAAUUCUGACCUCCACGAAUCACUAAAUCCACAAAAUGUUCUUUA
This is a messenger RNA of Musa acuminata AAA Group (dessert banana), 3758 nucleotides long. RefSeq lists its product as uncharacterized. Gene Ontology annotation, biological process: sesquiterpene biosynthetic process. The coding region runs from base 1872 to 3542 and encodes 556 amino acids. The record is from RefSeq and is a predicted model, not a curated record. Gene Ontology annotation, molecular function: cyclase activity. The transcript has 7 exons. Lineage: Eukaryota; Viridiplantae; Streptophyta; Magnoliopsida; Zingiberales; Musaceae.